AUGAUUCUUGAUGUCUGUUGUAGUGGUAAAGUAGCAUUUGUAGAUACUGAUUUGAAUGCUUUCAUGAUAUUCUUGAUCAAAGAUUUACUGUUUAGCUUUUUGGGCAAAUAUCUUCAAAUACUGAAAAAAGAUCAAAUGGACUGCUAUGUUGGAGUAGAAGCUGAUAUUGUUGUUGUUCCAAAGCGUCAACAACUAUCAUUUAGAUUUCCAUCACCAGACUAUUGUUUGCAGUGGGAAGUGGCUAAUUCCGAAAAUUUUUGGUCUGCAAAUGAGAAAUGUGUUAGUGCAACAAAUGUGACAAACGGGGAAGGCUCAUGUGAUGAAGUUAAGGUCCAAACAUCCAUUCAUGGAGAAUCAUCUACUGAUUCAAGUUGGUGUGAAGAGUUACCAUUUUUUGAUCAAAGCCCAGCGAAUCCAGAAGCUUCUCUAGACAUGAUCAGACCUCUAGGCAAUGAACCGGAUUACCCGCUUGAUGACACAGUGGAUCAGCCGGAUGACAUUUUCUUAAGGUCAAUACUUGAAACUUCUCCUGGCAUGGAAAAUCCAUACAAACCUGUUAGCAUGCAUCCUUUGCUUGAUCGCAGCAUGAUGCCAUCUGAAAAUAUCUUGACGGACAUGAUAGCGGAGUUGCAAAGUAUUUCAAUGAACGUAUCUACCACAAACAUCUCAAAGAAUCUUAGUAUUCAUACCCCUUCAUCAGGAGACUGGGAGAGAGUAGAAAAUACACCACAUUUUAUGCCAUUCGAUUCAGGGGAAAUGAAAGAUUGCUCAAUGACAAAGGAACCAGUAGUACCAUGCUUGAUCCCAGCUGAACUAAACAGCCCUCACAAAGUAGACAGACAUUUGAGUGCUGGAGGAUCUUUAGAGGAAUCUGUGUUGCAGGAGCUUGAAGUGGCUAUGGCACAGUUGACCAAGAGCAUACGUCUUUGCUUUCGUGAUGCCCUGUACCGCCUUGCCAAGGGCUCAGAACAAUCACAUAUAGUAAGUCAAGCUCGAAGUGGAGAGAUUACCCAGGAAAAACACUCUUUGUCAACAGUUCAUUACAAAACACCCAGGUUUGGAAGGGUGAAUCCUACAGACUAUCAGACUAAUGCCAUCGAUUGGACCAUUGCGAAGCUCAUGUUUGAAAAGAUGGACUGUGACACGCAUGGUAUUUCUUCUGCAGCAUCAGUGAACUUAAGCAAGGAAACUGUCAUGACAGAUGCAUCACCAAACUAUGGCUUGAAUCGGACACCAGUGCCUCUGUAUCCUCGUUGCUCACUGCUACCACAUGAUGCUGGUGUUUCCAUGUUAGGUGGAGAGAACAAUAUAAUGAUUGAUUUUUAAUGAGAUUUAAAGCCCAGAAACAGUAUUAGGAUUGGAAU
Messenger RNA from Telopea speciosissima, 1364 nucleotides. Its product is annotated as protein LNK3-like. The coding region runs from base 1 to 1326 and encodes 441 amino acids. NCBI's taxonomy places the organism in Eukaryota, Viridiplantae, Streptophyta, Magnoliopsida, Proteales, Proteaceae. Gene Ontology annotation, biological process: circadian rhythm; regulation of DNA-templated transcription. The transcript has 6 exons. The record is from RefSeq and is a predicted model, not a curated record.